Messenger RNA from Stylonychia lemnae, 1185 nucleotides. The record is from the annotation of a GenBank genome assembly. NCBI's taxonomy places the organism in Eukaryota, Ciliophora, Spirotrichea, Sporadotrichida, Oxytrichidae.
AUGAGAAAAGGGUAACUUCAUUAUACUGAGCUCUUGACUGCCGCCUUAGUAUUCUUGUAAAUGCAAGGAUUUUUGGCAAGAAAUGAAGCAAGCCCUCUUCUUGAUACACUUAGUGAUUGCAAGAAAUUAGCAAUAAACUUCGAUUAUACAUAUUUCAAUCUUGGAUCAACAAUCAAAGAAUAAUACCCCUUUGGAGCUGGAGAGCUAAGUGAACUUAUAACUUGCGAUAAUGUUGGAACUUGUCCUGAUGGAAUUAUCAGAAUAUCUUGUUCUUGGAGACGAGCAUUUGGAGUCUGGUGCCUUGAUAAGACAGCUACGUAACCUGUGAGAAUAAGAAUACUAACUAAUUCGCUUCCAAAUCAUUGUUAUUAUUCAAGCACUGACCCUCCUCUAGGAGAUACAGUGUCUUAUAAUUUGGUAGGAUUCGAAGUAAAUUUCAACAUGGAAGCUAAGAAAAUGUCAAAAGCUCUGAGUUUGAAAUAAGGUAAAUAAUUCUACAAUACUGAAAUCAUGGAUUAUAACACAAUGGAUUUAUUUUAUUGCAACUCUUUGUGGGCCAGACAGUCAACUCUUGAUAAAGCCCUUUAGUAUGAAGAUGGAAUUUCAACUAUUGGAGCUGAUCCUCCCCCAGCAUUCCUUAACUGGGAACUAAGUCAAGACUGGCCUUUGAUGAAUUUGCCUAAUUCCAAUUCAAUUGUUGGCGUGGCGAUGAACGGAGUAUUUUUUUUUACAAGUGCAUCUGAGUUUAAGUUAGAUCCAUUUUAUCCUAAAUAAAAUGGUUUGAAGCUUAAAGAGUAAAAAACAAAUGUGGAUUCUUGCAUGGGUACUGCGACAAGCUAUUCAACCUAUAUGUAUCAAAUAUUUACACCUUGCAUGUUCAAAAUGAACAUUGACAGAAGAGUAUCAUAAUGCUCAUAGAUAAAAAAUUGUUCAGAUAAUGCAACUAACUACAUUGUAUCUAAUACAGAUAUUGGGCUAAAAACAAUAGCCCCAAUUGGUAUUGCAAGAGAUGGAAGAGUAAUAUAUGGACCCUACAGAUGGGACGGAAAUCUUUGGCAGCCUUGCGAUGUUGAUGCUGCUGGGGUCCAGGAAAUCAAGGUAUUGACAUCGAAUCAAGUUGUUCUUACAAUUCUCGAAAGUGUACUUAGAGCAGCCAUUCAGUUAAUCUCAAACAAAGCUCAAUGA